AUGGCUGAGAGCUCUGAGUUCUUACUUCUGCAAGGAGGUCUAUCAGAGUAACCACGAGCUUUCACCUUGAGUUUAACGGUCAUAUUUCCUGCUCCGACAGAGAGGAGGCCUACAAUGGUGGAUUCAUCGCAUGGCCAUGCGAGCUUCUGGACUCAGGCCAACGCUUUGCUUCGGAAAAACUUGACUUUCCAGAAACGAAAUAUCAAGGCCAAUAUUAGGCUCAUAUUAUUCCCCUUUUUGCUCUGCUUGUUGCUGGUUCUACUCCAAAAUUUGAUUAACAAGGAGCUGGAUAAACCCAAAAACAGGUGUGGCUGCAUCUGUAAUGAUGCUAAUGCUACUGGUCAGUGUGAAAGAAAAGCAUGUGGGAUUGAGUAUUCAACUUUAGAUCAAGUGAGUAGCUGUCCCAUUCCUAGUCCCCCAGAGUGGCCUCCCUUGUUGCAAGUGCCAUCUUCUGAGUAUCGUGCAGUAAGAUCUGAUUUUGCUUCCUAUAAAGACUUGCCUGACGCGUCAUGCAGGAAUACAGGGUCCUGUCCUGCAACCAUUCUUAUAACUGGGAAUAAUCAAUCUCUCGGAGAAAGUUUGGCUAAAAAUAUGUUGACUAGUUCUUUCACUUUGAAUUCCUCCGACAUUUUGUAUAGCUUAGCCAAUAUUAUCUUGGGAUCAGACACACAGACUGAAUAUUUCAAUUUUCUUGACCCAGCUUUUGUUUCAACUCUUCCUCUCUAUCAUCUCCAACCUCAGUGCUCCGCAAAUUCUACAAUUUCCAUUCCCAUCCAGAUUGGUAACAAUGCAGUAACACAGGAAGCUAGAUGCGUUCAAGGAUUACGCCUGUGGCGUAAUAGUGCUUCUGAAAUUAAUGAUGAGCUGUACAAGGGUUUUAGGAAGGGCAACUCUGAACUGAAGAUUAAUGAAAUGGUAGCAGCCUAUGAUUUCUUAAACUCGAACUUGAAUAACUUCAAUGUGAGUAUAUGGUACAAUUCUACCUACAAGAAUGAUACAGGCAAUGCUCCUCUGGCGUUGUUGCGUGUUCCUCGCUCAGUAAAUUUGGCCUCAAACGCGUACCUCCAAUUUUUGCUUGGGCCUUCUAAGAAAAUGCUUUUUGAGUUCGUCAAAGAAAUGCCCAAACCUGAAACCCAACUCAAGCUGGAUCUUGCUUCUCUCCUUGGGCCACUCUUCUUUACAUGGGUCAUUCUGCAAUUAUUCCCUGUUAUAUUGACAGCUUUAAUUUACGAGAAGCAACAAAAGCUAAGAAUCAUGAUGAAAAUGCAUGGACUUGGUGAUGGACCUUAUUGGAUGAUUUCUUAUGCUUAUUUCUUUCUGAUAUCCUUGGCAUACAUGUUAUGUUUUGUGAUCUUUGGCUCAGUUAUAGGAUUAAAAUUCUUCACACUCAAUGCCUACAGCAUCCAAUUUUUGUUUUACUUCAUCUACAUAAACUUGCAAAUUUCACUGGCUUUUCUGGUGGCUUCAGUGUUCUCAAAUGUCAAGACUGCUGCAGUUAUAGGGUACAUAAUGGUUUUUGGAACCGGGCUCUUAGGGGGCUUUCUCUUCCAGUUCUUCAUUCAAGAUACAUCAUUUCCAAGAGGCUGGAUCAUUGUUAUGGAGUUAUAUCCUGGCUUUUCUCUGUACCGUGGGCUGUAUGAGUUUGCACAAUAUGCCUUCACGGGAAAUUAUAUGGGGAUAGAUGGGAUGCGGUGGAGAGACCUAAGUGAUAGCAAUAAUGGAAUGAAAGAUGUUUUAAUAAUCAUGUUUGUGGAGUGGUUACUGGUUCUCUUUGUUUCUUAUUACAUAGAUAGGGUAGUAUCAUCAGGACAUGGUUUUGGAAGAGGUCCUUUAUUUUUCCUAGAAGCCUUUCGAAAGAAGCCUUUCUCAUCAUCAUCCACGAGAAGACCCAGAUUUGAAAGGCAGGGAUCUAAAGUUUUUGUUCAAAUGGAGAAACCUGAUGUUGCACAAGAGAGGGAGAGAGUUGAACAGUUGCUACUUGAACCAACAAGAAGUCAUGCUAUUCUCUGUGAUAACCUCAAAAAGGUGUAUCCAAGAAGGGAUGGAAACCCUGAGAAAUUUGCAGUGAGAGGGCUGUCACUUGCUUUGCCUCAAGGGGAGUGCUUUGGUAUGCUUGGUCCCAAUGGUGCAGGCAAAACCUCUUUUAUUAAUAUGAUGAUUGGGCUCAUAAAACCAAGCUCUGGAACAGCUUAUGUUCAAGGUCUAGAUAUACAGAGACAGAUGGAUGAGAUAUACACCAGCAUGGGUGUUUGCCCACAACAUGACCUACUCUGGGAAACCUUAACAGGAAGGGAACACUUACUUUUCUAUGGAAGGCUUAAAAACCUUAAAGGGUCUGGAUUAUCCCAAGCAGUGGAAGAAUCUCUUAAGAGCGUUAACUUAUUUCAUGGAGGAGUUGCUGAUAAGCAAGCUGGGAAAUACAGUGGAGGCAUGAAGAGGAGGCUUAGUGUUGCCAUUUCACUGAUUGGUGAUCCCAAAGUUGUCUACAUGGACGAGCCCAGUACUGGACUGGAUCCAGCUUCAAGAAAUAAUUUAUGGAAUGUCGUGAAACAAGCCAAACAAAAUAGAGCUAUCAUUCUCACCACACAUUCAAUGGAGGAGGCAGAACAUCUGUGUGAUCGACUAGGAAUUUUUGUGGAUGGUAGCUUGCAGUGCAUUGGAAAUCCCAGAGAGCUGAAGGCUAGAUAUGGAGGGUCUUAUGUGUUUACGAUAACAACAUCAUCAGAACACGAACAGGAAGUCGAAAACCUGGCACAGCAUCUGUCCUCGAACGCCAAGAAGGUGUACCAUCUGUCUGGAACUCAGAAAUUUGAGCUACCAAAACAUGAAGUCAGAAUUGCAGAUGUUUUUGGGGCUGUUCAGAGCGCGAAGAGUCGGUUUUUGGUGCAUGCUUGGGGCCUGGCUGAUACUACUUUAGAGGAUGUCUUUAUCAAGGUUGCUCAUGGGGCUCAAGCUGUCGAUGAGCUCUCAUAGUAUAUAGUUUGUUCAAUAACUAACUUCUAAUGCAAUUCUGUAGUGUCAAUUUUUUGAGUUUCUAAGUUGAAAUUUUCCUUCUUUGAUGUAAUUAUCACCCAUGGGAUUGUUUUAAGAUUGCUAUAGCUUCAUUACAAAUACUUGUCUGUACAAUUCAUGAUUUGUGGGUUCUAUUAAUGCAAUUACAAUGGCGGAGUCUCUAGAAAGAUA
Messenger RNA from Diospyros lotus (date-plum), 3183 nucleotides. Its product is annotated as ABC transporter A family member 7-like. The transcript is spliced from 18 exons. The coding region runs from base 115 to 2973 and encodes 952 amino acids. Gene Ontology annotation, cellular component: membrane; intracellular membrane-bounded organelle. The record is from RefSeq and is a predicted model, not a curated record. NCBI's taxonomy places the organism in Eukaryota, Viridiplantae, Streptophyta, Magnoliopsida, Ericales, Ebenaceae. Gene Ontology annotation, biological process: transmembrane transport; lipid transport. Gene Ontology annotation, molecular function: ATP binding; ABC-type transporter activity; lipid carrier activity.